AUGCUUGCGGGUGGCGUCAUCUCGGCUCCCACUGCCACUUCGUCGCCGCUGUCGAGGGGGCGGGCUCCCGUCCUGUCCUCGCUUGCCUACUUCCCGCUCUGCCAGAGGGGAUCUCUCUCGUUUGCCGGUGACAGGCGAGCGUCGCCGCUCUUCUGCCGCCGCGGGGCGGUAGUCCGGUCGCAAGCGGUGGCGAUCGAGAAGGAAGUUCCGGAGAGCGAGCGCCCGGAGACGUUCCUCCGGGAGGCUGAUGGUCCCUCCUCGGGAAAUGCGCAUCACUCUGCCGUUCGAGCGCGGUUCGAGAAGAUGAUUCGGGAUACGCAGGACGCAGUGUGCGCAGCUGUGGAGGCGGCCGAUGGAGGGGCCAAAUUCAAGGAGGACGUAUGGUCGAGGCCUGGCGGCGGCGGCGGCAUCACCAGAGUGCUGCAGGAUGGAGCGGUCUUUGAGAAGGCCGGGGUCAACGUAUCGGUUGUCUAUGGGGUGAUGCCCCCAGAAGCCUACAGAGCUGCCAAGGGUGAUGCGAACGCGAAGCCCGGCCCCAUCCCAUUCUUUGCCGCCGGCAUUAGCUCGGUAAAGGACCUUUCUGACAUAUAAUUAUUUGGUUCUCUUUCCUAAGGAUCCUUAGAGCCUUUUCCAUCUUCUAAUCCUGGAGUCAACGUAUGAUCUAAGUAAAUAUUUGGAAUGGAUACGUGCUUUUUUAUUAUAGCAGAAGCAUCCAAUUUCUAGACUACAUCAGUAGUGAUAACUGAAGUUAUUGACUAUUUUGCUAGUCUACUGUUAAGCUUUUAAAGUGAUAUUCUUGUAUGCCCUUAUCUUGGAGAAACCGUCGUUUCUCUCUCUAAAUUCCCGAUUUUUAGGACUGAGAAUAUAGAUCAGAAGGAAAUAUCAAGGCCGGUUCCCUUUUACUACGCCAUUGAAUCAGCCAAGAGAAAUUAAAAGUUGGCACCUAUUCAUUUCAUAUCAACAAAUUAAUAUCCUGUGGUAUUUAUCUAGUACUUCACAUCACGGCAUCUUAUAAGCCUCGUAUAAUUAUUGUUAUGAUGAUUGGAAAGUUAUAUCUGUCGAGCAACAUCAGUUUCUAGUGUUGUUUUUGCUUUGUUGGGCCAGUUAUCAUACUCUAUGACGCCCUACAGAUAUAACGUCAGCACAGUAAUUUUGUUGUUGUUAUUCCCAUCUUGUAGGUCUUGCAUCCAAAGAAUCCAUUCGCCCCAACUUUACAUUUCAACUAUCGUUAUUUUGAGACUGAUGCACCAAAAGGUACAGAAGCAGAAGGACCCUUUCUCUCACUACCAUAUUUCACUAAUAGUUCCAGUUAUUUCUUACCUGGUAACUGCUGAAGUGAUAGGGUUCAUAAAUUAGAUUUGAUAAAUGAGAUAGAGGUGCCAACUUAUGUCUUGCACUCACUAGAGCUUAAUGAUGCCAUAAAAAUUGGAUUUUCAUGGAUGACGUUCCCUAGACCUCUUGACCAAUCAAAGAAUCCCUCUCUCAUGUUAUCAUACUUAUCUUCUUACCAUCAUAUUUAUAAGAUAUGAUGUUCUUCUCAAUACUCUCGUAAUGCAGAUACCCCUGGAGCCCCCAGGCAGUGGUGGUUUGGUGGUGGUACUGAUUUUACUCCUGCCUACAUUUUCGAGGAAGAUGUAAAACAUUUCCAUUCGGUAUGUCCAGUAUAGCUUAUAAAUGUUCUGAUGAAGGUUUUAAUUCAACGAAUGCAUGCUAUAAUUAGCCUUCAACUAUGUUUAGUCAGACAUGACGAAUUUAGACUCUUCUUAUCUGAAAAGCUCCUCCAUCUGAGUAGCAUUCAAUUUCAUUCUUGUUUUGACUUUGUUUCUCUCCCCUAGUAUUAAGAGGCAGGGAACUAUCAUCUUCCAGGACGUACCUUGUUUUAUGUGUUUGUCUUCUCGUUAGGCUGUCAUCCUCAAUAUUUCUAGAAAGUUUGCGGUGAGAAAAUGGUCAUAGAUUUGUUCUCUGCCAUGAAAAGAAAAAUUGUUUGAUCAUCCACAAUGUUAUGAACCAAAUCAGGAUGAGCUUCUAAAUCUGCAGAAUCUGGUGCCUUGGUUUUUGUGGGCUCUAGCGCAGAAUGAUAUGAAAAUGUAGAUAAAUCCCAUGAAGACGGAGCAGUAUGACACUUAGAACUAAAUGAGCUCGCAAGUUUUAAUCCUCAUCUCUUCUCAAUUUCAUGGGCGACAAAUAAGCACAGCAAUCUCUGAAAUGACCAGUGCUGACUUUAAAGUGAAGGUUGAAAUCAUCUCAGUCUCUCUCUUCAAAUUACCUAGUUAGGAUGACGGCCAUUAUCUUAUAAUUAUGUUCGUGAGUGGUUCAGAAUAAGGUCCCAUUAGGCCCAUAUUAGUUUCUCUGCGCUCUGCCCCUCUCCUCUUUCCUCUCUCUAUGUAAACAGUUGAGGAGGGUGGCCACAUAGGUAACCCUAGUUUCUGUAUCCUUCUAUUUUCUGACACUAGGCAAUAGUGAAAUGGAAAGCAGAUAUGACGCCUUAUGCAAUUCAUUCAGAACCGGAAAGAAGAAUUCUAUCUGAUAAAUUUGUUGAAACCGAAUUUCAUUUGGCAAAGAGGAUCUCGGCGAUGAUGAUCAAUUAAAACGAUACAGGGAGGGUUUUGUCAAGCUGACUUUUUUUCUCUCUGGUUCAGGUCCAGAAGCAAGCAUGCAACAAGUUCGAUCCAAGUUUCUAUCCCAGAUUCAAGAAAUGGUGUGAUGAUUAUUUUCUUGUGACGGUAUGAUCCCCUCCCACCAUUUUAUCCACAUUUCUCUGCAGAUUUCUGCCUAGUGAGAGAGAGAGAGAGAGAGAGAGAAUAAGAUAGUGGUAUACUCAUGUUGAGCCUGCUGAUUCAACCAUCUCUCUACUUCUUUAAUUAUAAUUUGAAUAAAUGGGUGUGAUGAUGUUGUGUUCUUGAUCAAAACCUGAUCGCUAAGCCCCCUUGCAUUGCUACAAAGCAUCAGCCAAAAGCAUGGUCAUCCUGUUUACAAUCAUCAUCAUCUCUCCUACUAAUCUUCUCUGUCCCUGCAGCAUCGGGGUGAGAGGCGGGGCCUCGGAGGAAUAUUCUUUGAUGACCUCAACGACUACGACCAAGAGAUGCUUCUGGCUUUCUCCACUGGUAUUCUAAACAGCCUCAGAUCACAUGCCCAGAUUUUUCCCUUUUUGCCUGUUAAUAUUCGAUAAAAUCAUGGAAUUCAAUGAUAAUUCCGUACUGCCACUGCUUAAUCAUUAAACCCUCCUUUAUAUUAUAUUUCAAGCUAGCUUUCCCACUCAUUAUUAUUUAUUCAUGCUGGAGAAGCGGGCACAUUAUGAAAUUUCUCUUCCACCUUCCAUCACCAUCAAUGGCUAAUUUCUCUCUCUCUCUCUCUCUCUCUCUCUCUCUCUCUCUCUCUCUCUCUCUGCAGAGUGCGCGAGUUCUGUUAUUCCAGCUUACAUACCGAUCAUAGAACGCCGGAAGGACACCCCUUUCACUGAUGAGCACAAGGCAUGGCAGCAGCUGAGAAGGGGCCGCUACGUCGAGUUCAACUUGGUACACCUUAAAACUCAAAGGGGCUCUCUCUUUCUCUCUCUCUCUCUCUCUCUCUCUCUCUCGCUUCUGAUUGGUCUGUGGUGCGGGUGGUUCAAUGAAGGUGUACGACCGUGGGACGACAUUCGGGUUGAAGACAGGGGGGCGGAUCGAGAGCAUCCUUGUUUCUCUCCCGUUGACUGCCCGAUGGGAGUACGAUCAUGUGAGUCAAACAGAUUGGCUUCAUGAGUUGUUCCCGUGUAAUUUGGUCAGCAGCUUUUGUUAUAUGAAUGGAGGAGUGAAUCCGAUUUGCCGACCAUCUUUUGCAGAAACCCGAGGAGGGGAGCGAGGAAUGGAAGCUUCUUGAUGCAUGCAUAAAUCCCAAGGACUGGAUUGAUCUCCAAUAG
Messenger RNA from Spirodela intermedia, 3898 nucleotides. NCBI's taxonomy places the organism in Eukaryota, Viridiplantae, Streptophyta, Magnoliopsida, Alismatales, Araceae. The record is from the annotation of a GenBank genome assembly.